AUGGCGACGCGCGCCGGCGACGCGCGCGCGCGCGCGACGACGACGACGCGCGUUCGCCAGGGUGUGCGAUUCGGGGCGCGACGCGCGGCGACGGGGCGACGUCGCGCCGUGAACGAAGCGCCGCUCGAGACGGCGACGCGGCGACGCGACGAUGGGGCGAGCGCGCGGCGCGUGUACGACGGCACCGUGCUGUUUCACGUGUACGACACGCUGGAGGCGCCGAUACCAAUCUUUGGGACGUUCCUGGAGGGCGCGCUGCACGUCGUCGAGGUGGCGAGGUUUCAUCCAAACUUUGUGAGCGCGCACUUUCACUACGCGCUCGGGAACGGGGAGGAGAGAAUAGACGCUCGAGAACCCAACGCUUGCUUCAAUUGCGCGCUGUUCGACGACGUGGCGCCGGAGGACAUGUUUGCGGCGUUUUCGGAUUUCGUCGACGCGGUGGAGAUGGGGCAUCUGAACCAAACCGAACACGCGCUGGCGUGCAGAGAAAUCGCGGCGUACGCGCCGAGCGACGCGGACGGGGCGUCGGCGUUCGCGAGAACGCGCGCGAAACGACGAGAAAUGAUCGAGGCGGCGGAAGGCUCGGACGCGGUGGUGCCGGUGUUUGGUUUCGACGAGUCGAACGUCGUCAUCUUCGUCGGCGUCAAGGCGAACGCGGGCGGCGUCGACGCGAAUGAUUGGGCGACCACCUUCGGCAUCACGAGCGCGCAAGCCAUCGUCGGCGCGGGUGCGUUUCAAGACGCUUCGCUUUUCGAAGUCGUCAAGAGCUCCAAGGCGAACGAAGUCGAUCACAGGUUUACGCACGUCGCUCGCGUGAGCCUCGGGCCGGUGGGCCAAGACGAAGCGCUCGUGAGCGCGGCUGAGGACGUGAUUCGUCGCGCGUGCGCUGCGAUCGAUCCAAGCGCUCUCAUCGCACCGUACGCGUGCGUAUAUAACAUCGGGAAGAAAGGCACGCCGCCGGGCGCGCUUCCAGCUAUGCGUGAGAUUGCAAAGAAGAAGAAGGAAAACGACGAAAUGUCGACGCAAUCGACUCGUACGACGGCGGAUGUGUAA
Ostreococcus lucimarinus CCE9901 is the source of this 1053-nucleotide messenger RNA. RefSeq lists its product with no specific name. Lineage: Eukaryota; Viridiplantae; Chlorophyta; Mamiellophyceae; Mamiellales; Bathycoccaceae. The record is from RefSeq and is a predicted model, not a curated record. The transcript has a single exon. Bases 1 to 1053 code for a protein of 350 amino acids.